Anthonomus grandis grandis is the source of this 1620-nucleotide messenger RNA. RefSeq names its product NADH-ubiquinone oxidoreductase 49 kDa subunit (gene ND-49). NCBI's taxonomy places the organism in Eukaryota, Metazoa, Arthropoda, Insecta, Coleoptera, Curculionidae. Gene Ontology annotation, molecular function: NAD binding; quinone binding; NADH dehydrogenase (ubiquinone) activity. The transcript is spliced from 8 exons. The record is from RefSeq and is a predicted model, not a curated record. Bases 120 to 1505 code for a protein of 461 amino acids. Gene Ontology annotation, biological process: mitochondrial electron transport, NADH to ubiquinone.
ACUGUCAGCUGUGUGGUCCUGUCAUCUGUCCCCUCACAUACGGGGCCCUUUUAUUUUGUUAAAAAAUACUUUUUAAAAAUAAAUUAAGGAAUACUAUUAAAAUUAAAUUUUUAUUCGAAAUGCAAGCAGCGCUUAGAAACACUUUUUGUGUACCUUCUAAGUGGUUAUUUAAAAACCCAACCGCUUUAUUUCACGCAACAAGUGUUCAAAAUGGUGCAAGAUGGUUUCCAGAUGAAGAAUAUUUUAACUCAUUCAAAGGACCCGUGAUGUAUCCUGAUGAUACCACAAAACACUGGGCUUUACAACCAUGGCGUCAAAGUGAAUCGCCCAUUGAGAAGGAAGUGAAGAAUGUUACAAUCAAUUUUGGGCCACAACAUCCAGCUGCUCACGGUGUAUUACGUUUGGUCCUUGAGUUGGAUGGAGAAAUAGUAAAGAGGUCUGAUCCUCACAUUGGACUCUUACACCGAGGAACAGAGAAAUUAAUUGAGUACAAAACUUAUACUCAAGCUUUACCAUAUUUCGAUCGGUUGGAUUAUGUUUCGAUGAUGUGCAAUGAACAGUGCUACAGUUUGGCUGUUGAAAAGUUGCUUAAUAUUGAGGUACCUCUUAGAGCUAAAUAUAUCAGAGUACUGUUUGCUGAACUAACGAGAAUUCUAAACCAUAUCAUGGGUAUCUGUACACACGCCCUGGAUAUUGGUGCUUUGACACCGUUCUUCUGGCUCUUCGAAGAACGUGAAAAAAUGAUGGAGUUUUAUGAGCGUGUAUCCGGAGCUAGGAUGCAUGCGGCUUACGUUAGACCAGGUGGUGUUUCAUUGGAUAUGCCAAUAGGUCUAAUGGAUGAUAUUUAUGAAUUUAGUUCAAAAUUUAGCGAAAGAUUGGAUGAAGUAGAAGAUUUACUUACUUCAAAUAGACUAUGGAAGCAAAGAACCCAAGAUAUCGGAGUUGUGUCUGCCGAAGAUGCUCUUAAUUAUGGAUUUAGUGGUGUAAUGUUAAGAGGUUCAGGAAUCAAAUGGGAUCUACGUAAAACCCAGCCUUAUGAUGCUUACGAUCUAGUCGAAUUCGAUGUGCCUAUUGGUAGUAAAGGUGAUUGUUAUGAUCGUUAUUUGUGUCGUAUGGAGGAGAUGCGUCAGUCGCUGAGGAUUAUUGAACAAUGUUUAAACAAAAUGCCCCCAGGCGAAAUUAAAACUGAUGAUGCUAAAGUUACGCCGCCUUCCAGACAUGAAAUGAAGACUUCUAUGGAAGCCCUGAUUCACCACUUCAAGCUUUACACUCAGGGGUACCAAGUACCACCUGGAACUACAUAUACAGCUGUAGAAGCUCCAAAAGGUGAAUUCGGAGUGUAUUUAGUAUCCGACGGAAGCUCAAAACCUUACAGGUGUAAAAUUAAGGCUCCAGGAUUCGCCCAUUUAGCAGCACUGGAUAAGGUGGGUAAAAAUCAUAUGUUAGCCGAUAUUGUGGCUAUUAUAGGAACGCUGGAUAUCGUAUUUGGUGAAGUCGAUCGAUAAUUUCUUUCUAGUUGUCUUUGUUUUAAGAAUUUGUUUGCGGAUUUAAAACGCCUAACAUAUUCGUACUUUAAGUAUUUAAGCAAAUUGUAUAUUGUUAAAUAAACUAAGGAAUUAA